This is a messenger RNA of Camellia sinensis, 2743 nucleotides long. Its product is annotated as disease resistance protein RGA2. Lineage: Eukaryota; Viridiplantae; Streptophyta; Magnoliopsida; Ericales; Theaceae. Gene Ontology annotation, molecular function: ADP binding. The record is from RefSeq and is a predicted model, not a curated record.
AAAGUUUGUGUGGUGUGAAAAUAGAAACUUCCCAGUUACACUCACCUGCACUUCAGUGGCACCAACUACUACUAGUACAAGCUAAACUAAAGCCAACCCACCUUGGCUUCCAUUAAUCUUUCUUCUUCUUCAACUUCUUGUUGAUCUUCAAGAAAUAAGAAGAUGGUAGAAACAAUUCUUUUCAACUUAGCAAGUAAAAUUCUGGGCAAGAUAGGGUCAGGUGCAAUCGGGGAAGUUGGCAAGGCAUGGGGUGUUGAGCAGGAGCUGAACACACUCUCAGACACCUUGUCCACCAUCAAGGCUGUGCUCUUAGAUGCUGAGAGAUUGUACGAUCAUAGCAAGUACUCAAUUGCGAUGGAGGUGUGGUUUGACAGACUCCAAGCUGCUUUCUAUGAUGCAGAUAACCUCGUCGAUGAAUUUCAGUAUGAAGUUUUACAACGUCAAGUGACGAGGACGUUUCAGGUAAGCAAUUUCUUUUCAUCCUCACACGCAAUUGAUUUCCGAUUUAAAUUUGAACUGAGCAGUAGAAUCGUAAAUAUCAGAAAGAGAUUAGACAUGAUCGCGGAUGAUAGGACUAAGUUUCAUCCCAUUGUCACAACAUCACAACAUAAGACGGCUACCAGCUCAUCAAUCUCCUCUGAAGUCAGUGAGUCGGAAUUUGUUGGAAGGGUCAAUGAUAGAGUAAUAUUGUUCCAAUUUUUAAUGAACCCAAGUGUUGACGAUGAUGGCAUGCUUGUCCUCCCCAUUGUUGGUAUCGCGGGUAUUGGUAAGACAGCUCUCGUUAAACAGCUGUACAAUCAUGACAUGGUCGCCAAGCAUUUUCAGUUGAGGAUUUGGGUGAAGGUAGCAAAAUGUCUUGAUGUUAAAUAUGUGAUGCAAAAAAUUAUGAAGUACAUAACUGAUUUCCCCGCUUGUGCUGACCUCAAUUCAAUUCAGUUAAAGAAUCUCCUUCAACUAAAAUUGCGUAACACGAAAUUUUUACUCGUCUUGGACAAUUUAUGUGAAUGUGAUUAUCGAUGUUGGCAUAAGUUGUAUGCCUUAUUGAGAUGUGGUGAUACCAUGGGAAGUAAGAUCAUAGUGACUACACGUAACAUGGGGGUUGCUUUAGCUGUGGGCACAGUUCCCACAUACAAUUUAGAGAGUCUUUCAGAUGAAGAUUGCCUGGAAUUGAUUUGGAAAUGGGCUGGUUUCCCUGAAAAAUUGGGGGAGGAACAUGUGAAUGCGAAACUCUCAGAAAUCGCAAAGGAAAUUGUGAAAAAGUGCCACGGAUAUCCUCGUGCAGCAAAGACUUUAGGCAACAAUUUGUUUAUGGAGACUAAUGAAUGUAAAUGGUUAGAAUUAAAAGAGAAACAACUAUGGGAAUUGGCACAAAAGAAACAUGACUUUUUGGUCGUGUUAAGAUCGAGCUACGACACACAACCAACUGAGUUGAAACGCUGCUUCAUAUAUUAUUCAAUUUUUCCAAAAAGCUAUGAAAUUGAGAUUGAUAAAUUGAUUCAGUUGUGGAUGGCACAGGGGCUCAUUCAAUCAUCUGGCUUUAAUUGUGAGCUGGAAGAUAUUGGCAUUGAUUAUUUAAAUCAAUUAUGUUCCAUAUUUUUCUUUGAAAAGAUUGAACAUCACGACAAUUUAUCAAAUAUGUGUAGAAUGCCUGAGAUCAUUCAUGAUCUCGCAGUAUUUAUGGCAAAUGGAGAAUGCUUAAGUACAACAAAUUAUCGUUCUGGACCGAUUUCUGAUAAGGUUAAGCAUGUAUCAGUUCAUGAUUGUUCAGGGGAAGAAGUGACAAAGUCAUUGUUUGAACUAGAGAAUCUGAGGACUAUUGUCUUUCCAUUUCUAGGACCAGGAGCUGGUGACCAAGGCUUUGUUGACAGAUGCAUCUCAAAGUUCAAGUAUCUGUAUGUGCUUGAUUUGAGUAACUCAUGUUUUCAGGUAUUGCCACAUUCCAUUGGUAAUUUGAAGCAUUUGAGAUUUUUGGACAUCAGUGGGAAUGCAAAUAUCGAGACACUCCCUGAUGCCAUUUGCAAACUGUUUAAUUUGCAAACUUUGAGAAUCUGGUAUUGUGUGAAAAUUCGAAAGUUACCCAAACACAUAGGGAACUUAAUCUGUCUUAGGCAUUUGUACUUAACCACACAACAAUGUUAUUUGCCAGAGAAACAAAUUCGACGCUUGACCUCUCUCCGAUCCUUUCAGAUUACAGGAUGUGGAAACCUUAAAUCUUUGCCUGAAGGAAUGCAACUCCUCGUCAAACUAAAAACAGUGACUAUUGCAGCGUGUCCCAAUUUGACCUCUCUGCCUAGUACCAUGAAGAACCUAGCCAAGUUGAGGAAUCUUGAGAUUAGUAAUUGUCCGAAUCUUGACUUGGCAGGGUGGGAGGACUUUAGUGGCCUUAGGAGGCUUCAAUAAAUUGAAGGGCACCAAAAUUUUAUGACCUUGUGGCUCUACCAGUGCAUGUAAUGGAAAUUUCAUAUCAGUAAGAGAACCAUGAAGCGUGAAGUGACAAGCGUUCGUUGGAUAACCAAUCGAUGAAUGGCUUGUAUCUAAAAGGAAGGAGGAAGGAGUUGUUAUCUCCAUCAGAAGCCCUUGAACUUAGCUGCAUUUAGAAUUAUGCUAUUAAUGUUGUUUUGUUGGGUAUGUUAUCUAUGUAAUGUUCUUGUGGAAUACUUUUCUAAACUCUGUGUUUCUCAUUAUUGUUGUUAUAUAUCUACUGUUUUUUAGUAAAUGUCCCUAAUGGCUUUGAAUUGUCCCA